AUGAUAGAGAUAUGCAACGGGUAUGUAAGAUACAUACAGAGAGCAUUUGGGAACAGAGUUUUUGUAGUUUUCGUUGGAUACGACCAAAUUACCACUAAAUCGUCGGAAAGAAACCGGCGAUGUAUGCAUAAAAAUUCCGACACCGUACGCAUGGCUCCAGAUUCCUCGACGGUCAUGACUUUGCCCGCAAGUGUAACUCAGGACAAGUUUCUAGGAAAUAGCAAAAAUAAGUCCCAGCUUAUUAAAUUUCUCCAGGAGGAAUUGAAACGGGCCAACAUAAUGUCUGAGCAGAGUUUAGCUGAUGCGGAUGUUGAUAUUGUGCUCAAGGCCAUUGAGAGUACUUCUGAAAGCUACAGCAAUAAAGUGGUUAUUGUUUCGGAAGACACUGAUGUCUUAACAAUGCUUGCUGCUCGGACUCCACCGAAUCUAGAAGUAUUCUUGCUGAUGCCGCCUUCCGCUAGAGUACCUGAUGUUGUGUAUUCUUCCAAAAUCUUAGCAUCCAGAAGCUCUUGCCUCAGGUCUCAUAUUAUUUCUAUAUGCUUUCACAGGAUGCGACACAACCUCAGCAUUUUUCUAUCGAGGGAAAGUAACAUUCGGCGAUUUGUUUGA
This is a messenger RNA of Psylliodes chrysocephalus, 609 nucleotides long. NCBI's taxonomy places the organism in Eukaryota, Metazoa, Arthropoda, Insecta, Coleoptera, Chrysomelidae. The record is from the annotation of a GenBank genome assembly.